AUGCCGCCAACGCUGGGCCUACGACGGGCCUUACAGAGCCGCGGUCGCGGUCUCGGAUUUGUUGCCCAGCGAACAACACCGUCGUCGUCCAUAUCAGCUCCGGCUGUCCGACCACGAUACCAAUCGACCGGCGCCACCCCGCUCCGACCCUUCAUAAGCACGUCCUCCGAUGCCAUCGAUCCCGCCGAACCAAUUGACCCCCGCAAAGACCUCGAGAGCGCUCUCCGCGACUUACAAACCCACGCACCCAACUACGUCAAUCUCCCGCGCCUCCAGCUCGCUCUGCGCAACCUCAGCCAACAACCCGGCCAUGAAUCGAUACGAGUCGCUUUCCUCGGCCUCACCACCGGCGACAAGCCCCAACACACUGCCAGGGAGCUGCUCCGUCUCGUUCUCGCCGAUCCGUUAAAGUCCGCCGAAAACUGGGAAGCGCAACUCAAGGCCCACGACCCCUCCAAGCCUCUCAUCGUACACAUCGGCCCUCCCGAGGAGCAAGCCACGCCGCUAUCACUUGCCGCGAGUGAACACGUCAUUCCCGAAAUCACCGUGCCGUCGCACAUCUACAAUGAUGCCAACCUCGAGAUGCUGGUCAUGGAGGCCGACCAGGGCGCCGUCGCGCAGGCGAGCUCGGAGCCACACACCUUCGACGACGCCAUCCUCGUGCCCGCCGUCGACACAGCCGCCACCACCGCCGGCCACUCAGCACCCAUCGUCACGCCCGUACACAUGGCCGUGCUGGUAGGCGACGGCGUGCUGGGCGCCGCCUCGAUCCUGUCGCUGCCCAUCAGUCCCGAGGGCCAAGACACCAUCACAGCCGUGGCCAACUUCAAGAAGAUCAGCGCCGAAGACAAGGCCGCAUGCCCGUCCCUGGUCAUCACGAGCGUUGAGUCCGGUGCGCAGGGCCUCGACCUCUUCCGCGAGAGCGCCAGCAACGCCAUGAAGUACGAAGCCCUCUGGACCGAGGCCGGCGUGGGACAUAUCAACAAGUGGCUGCGGUCCAACGUGCUCUCGCGAACCGAACAGGGCACCACCAAGGCGCCCGUGCGCAACCUGGUCGAAUCCGUCCUGCGCAACACCGGCGCGGCGCUCCAGGCGGCCGAGUACCGCGACAUGAAGCUCUCCGUAGAAGAGGGUCCGUCGCCGCGCACGGUUGCGCGCCUGAAUGAGGCGCUGGCGGAGUGGGCUCAGGAUGCGCACGAGGAGCUGCAGCAGCAGCUGGAGAUCGCGUUUGUCGGUGAGGCGUGGAGGCAGAUGAACUGGUGGAAACUGUUUUGGCGCGUGGAUGACGUGGGCAUGCUGUCGUCCGAGAUGGUGGCUCAGCGGUUCUUGCCCGAGGCUGAGAAGCGCUUGAUCUUUUUGGCCGGCAGGCUUCAGGAGGCUGGUGUUACUGGCCUUACUACUGCUGGCGGCGACAAGUCGGUGACGUACUCUGGCCCGGCGGUGCCACCGUCGUUCCCUGAGGGCGAGGGCAGCGUUGCUACUACUACGGAAUCUACGGGACUUGAGACCAAGGGAACUUGGCCCGCGCAUAUCCCCUUCACGAGGAACUACCUACAAGCGGAAACUGUUCCGGCCCUGCAAGCGCUAGCGCAGAAGCUCGUGCUACAGUCAUCAACACUGGCGGGCGCCACCACGGCACUCGGCGGCAUGUCCUGGCUCUCUGGAUUUGGCGUGUACGAGUGCGGAGCCGUUGCCGCGCUGGGUAUUGCGUUGAGCUUGAGGGGCUUGCAGAGAAGGUGGGAGAGGGCGAGAGAUUUCUGGGAGGGCGAGGUCCGUGAGGAAGGACGCAAGGCCGUUCGCGCAACCGAGGCUAGCAUUGCCGAGUUGCUGGAUAGCGUUUCCCCUGAGGUGCCCGAAGAUGUGGCGGUUGAGCUGGAGGAGCUGAAGGAGGCCAAGAGUGCCCUCAAGCGGGCCGAGGAGGCGCUGGCGAGGUUGAAGUAG
Messenger RNA from Sordaria macrospora k-hell, 1941 nucleotides. NCBI's taxonomy places the organism in Eukaryota, Fungi, Ascomycota, Sordariomycetes, Sordariales, Sordariaceae. The record is from RefSeq and is a predicted model, not a curated record.